UCUCCAAUACUUUUAACCUUCAUUGGGGUUGAUUAUUGUUGGAUUAUUGUUGUUGUGGUUUUUUUUUGAUUUAAUUAAUUGAUUACAAUUAAAAAGAUAAUCAUGUUAAAUUUAGCAUCUAGAAUUUUAGUCUCUCCACUUCCUGUGGCCUCAGGAAGCCGAGUCAGAGGAAUAGCAACUCUUAAAGACAUCCGUGUCCGAUUGAAGUCUGUUAAAAACAUUCAAAAAAUUACAUCAGUUCGCUCAUUAAAGACUAGUAGUGAUGGUAGCGGUGGUAAAUCUUCGGGACAUGAAUUUGUUCCUCCUGCUGUACCUCAUGGAGGUGACGGUGAUAUUUACUUGGCCCCUGGUUUAAAAAGAAGACCACCAGGAGCAAAGACUGUGGAAGAAUUCAUGAACCCUGAAGGAGCCGAUAAAAAUUGGCUCACAUGGGGAGCAGAUCCACUUGAUAAGAAACGUGAUCGUUAUGAGGUUCAUUAUUAUGUUGCCACUACAAUUGUGGGUAUUAUCAUUUGGGGUGGUUUAAUUUUCCGUUAUUAUAGACCUGAUUAUGCUCCGCUUAACAUUUACACUGGUUAUAGUGCAGUUAUUGGACGUGAUCAAUUUGAUUAUUGGGCAAUGAGAGAAGCUUAUCUAGAAUUAGAGAGACGUGAAAAAUUAGGUUUACCAUUAAUUGAUCCAGAUUAUAUUCCAAGGGAAAAAAUGUUAACUCAAUUACCAUCCGAAGAUGAACUUGAACUGUACGAUUUCGAUGUUUACGUAUAAAAGAUCAAUAAUUAAUUUUGGAUGGAAACAAAUUAAUCAACAACGCCAACAAUUAAGAAGAUUACCUGUACAAAAAAAAACAACAAUUUUAACGAUGUUAACGUGAUGAUUUAAAAGGAAACAAAAAGACAAUAACAAUUUACCAAUGAAGAAAAGUUUGUCUGAAAUUUUCAUCAUUUUACUUUAGCAGAGGAGAGAAAAUCGAGGAAAAAAUCAAUUCAAUCAAUCCUUUAACUUGAGCAAUCAGCAAAUUAACUCAUUAACUAAUUGAUGUAAUAUAAAAAAAACUACAAUAAUCCAAAUAUUAGUUGUAUAUUAAAUGUUAU
Panonychus citri (citrus red mite) is the source of this 1091-nucleotide messenger RNA. RefSeq lists its product as uncharacterized. The coding region runs from base 103 to 765 and encodes 220 amino acids. Lineage: Eukaryota; Metazoa; Arthropoda; Arachnida; Trombidiformes; Tetranychidae. The record is from RefSeq and is a predicted model, not a curated record. The transcript is spliced from 3 exons.